AUGGCGCCGAUUGAAGUUCUUGCGUACAGAUGGCUUCCGAGGUGCGGUGCGAUAGUAGCUGGACUGUGGAUUUUCAGCAAAGUAUUUGAUGCUGCUCAUGAGCGCGUAUUCCCCAUGAUAUAUCCCCGUAUCAUAGACAGAAUUACAAUCAGCGUUGCCAGAGUUAUGACGCCGAUUAAGCGUGACCUGUUCGCAGACCUCCCGAUGCUUCAACAGCGAGCUACUCGCUCAGGUGACGAUUUCACAGUCCUGGAAAUCGGUGUCGGGACUGGGGCGAACUUCAAAUACUACCCCGAGGGGACGAACCUGAUUCCAGUGGACCCCAUGGAGGGAUUUGACAGCUACAUAGAGUCCAGCACUAGCAAGUUUUCUCACAUCAAAAUUCAGAAGUUAGUGAUAGCUUUCGGUGAGGAUAUGAGAGAAGUUGCUGAUAACAGCGUGGACGUUGUCGUGGUAACCUGGGUGUUGUGCUCUGUGCAAAAUGCCGACGAUGUAAUGAAUGAAAUCAAAAGAGUGCUAAAACCAGGAGGCAAGUUCUAUUUCAUGGAGCACACCGCAGCACUACGGAAUAGUUGGAUGUACUUGAUACAAAGACUACUGAACCCUGCAUGGCAUAAGAUAUCUGGAUGUUCUAUGGCAGAGGAAACAUGGAAAGCUAUCGAUGAAGCUGGCUUCUCAGAAGUAAAAUACAAAAGAUUCAGUGCCCCUGUUACAUGGCCAUUUAUCAAGCCCCAUCUAGCAGGAUAUGCUGUCAAGUAA
Messenger RNA from Saccoglossus kowalevskii, 759 nucleotides. Its product is annotated as thiol S-methyltransferase TMT1A-like. Gene Ontology annotation, molecular function: S-adenosylmethionine-dependent methyltransferase activity. Lineage: Eukaryota; Metazoa; Hemichordata; Enteropneusta; Harrimaniidae. The record is from RefSeq and is a predicted model, not a curated record.